AGGACGCACAGUAUGCAGGGAGUGCCAGGUCCACAGUAUGAUGCUGUUUAGAAGAACAGAAGACUCCCUCUUCCUCGACUUGUAGCCUUCCAGGAACAAGUCAGGACCACGUAGGUGUGUCUGUGUGUGGUAGUAAUUGUGGUUCCCCACGCCAGGACCUACGCCACCCCACCCUCCCCCGCAGAUGGUGCUGUGCCUGGCCAUGGACUCCAAGGAGGAUGGAGACAGCUGGAUGGAAGACCAGUGGGAGAAAUGGCUAACUCAUGAUAUGAGCCUGGAUGAGUAUGAAGACGACGACCUGUCUGAAGUGACGGAGAUCACAGAUGAGAACGGCGGCAGUCUGAGCCACAGUGACUAUGACAUUCAGGGUCACGUGACCGAGCCGGCCAAUGGCAGCGCGGAUUGGGUCUGUCGGAGGGGGGCGGUGGAGCUGCAGGCCGAGAUGCUCCAGCUGGACCUGAUAGAUGCGGAGGGAGGAGGGACCCAGGAAGAAGCGGAGGAAGAGAGGGAGGAAGAGAGGGAGAGGCUGCUGCUGCUCAUCGAUGAGCGCAAAGAGGGAGAGCGGGCAGCAGGGCGGCCCGCCGCAGAGCCACCGCUGAGGGACCUGGACCCCCCCGCCCUCGUCGCCAUGGAUACAUACCGGCCCAAAAGACCCACCACCCUGAAUCUGUUCCCGCAGGUGCCGAGGACUCAGGACACUAUAAAUAACAACUCACUUGGUGAGAAGGAUAGAAGGAAAGAGAAGAAAACUCAUUCAUCCUCACCGCACAUAAAAGGGGACCUGCCUCCUAAACCUGAGCAGGUUAGCCAGACCGACGGGGACAAAGUCCAGGCAAGCGCCCGGGUGGACGCCAAGCCCCGCACAGCUGGUUCUUCCGCACACAAAGCUCCAGGCUCUGCAUGCAAGAAGAAGGACAAGCCUUCUGAGUCUGUGGUCAACAACAUCCGUACUGCUCAGCCCUCCACACACACAGACAUGCGGGACAUGCCCAGGGAUGGGACCCUGAUAGAGGGGCUCCGCGAUGUGGGGACAAUCAGCAAAGAGAAGGCUCACUACCAUACCCUGAAUGGCUGCCGGGAUCAAGCUCAGUACCCUGUAGAAAAUGGGUGUACGCACCACCACCCGACAGACAAAAACAAGGACUAUCGUUCGUUGGAGGGGAGCAAGGAGACGACGCAGGAGAUCCACCUGACACCUGUGAAUGGAGAGCAGGAAAGGCCUUUCUUGUCCCAGAGCAGCGACAGCAACCGCAUGUCCAUCAGUUCAGACACGGAACUUCCACCCUUGCAUUUCCAUCCCCUGGCAGGUCGCACUAACCCCUCCAUCAGCGAGGAGGACGAAGUGUACCCUCCGACGCCCCCUUGCAGGACUGACAGCCUCAGUGAGGUAACAGACCCUGUUGCAAAGACAGGGGCAGGGGAUAAAGCAGCUGCUGUAAACACAGCGGUUAGCAAAGAUGCUUCAGGACUAACAUACGACUCAGUGAAGUACACCUUAGUGGUGGACGAGCAUGCUAAAUUGGAACUGGUUAGCCUUAAGCAGUGUUACCAGGGUUACGAAAGUGACAGCGACAACACGGUCUACGAGUCGGCCAUCGAUGAGGAUGAGGAGGAGCACGAUGUGGAAGACGAGGAGGAAGAGUCGGGUGCAGGAGGCAUCAACAGGGAUACUUCCAGUUUGUCGGUAGACUCUGCUACUGACAUCACGUCAGACAUGCCGCGCUCACGCAAGUUCCUGAAUGUCUUUGUGAACAGACGUCCGCGUUUUUCGGGUGCUGAAUCUUUUGGUAUUUUCUCCUGCAUUAUCGAUGGUGAGGAGAGAGAGCAGAGCCACAGGGCCGUGUUCAGAUUUAUCCCACGUCACGAGGAUGAGCUGGAGUUGGAGGCAGAUGACCCCUUGCUGAUGGAGGUACAGGCAGAGGAUCUGUGGUGUGAAGCUUAUAACAUGCGCACUGGCUCCAGGGGCAUCUUCCCCGCCUUAUAUGCCGUCAAAGUCACAAAGGACGUACGGCCUAAAGAGGUGAAGAGUGACUGGCUAGACUCCUUCUGGUUGAAAUUCCUGGGCUCUGUCCAAGUACCAUAUCAUAAAGGGAAUGAUGUGCUUUGUGCAGCUAUGCAGAAGAUUGCCACAAACAGAAGAACAACAAUGCAGUUCAGUCCUCCGUCAGCGUGCAUCGUAGAGAUCAGCAUAAGAGGAGUGAAAAUCAUCGUUCAGGACGACUGUCAGACUUCAGAAGGGGGUGACAAGUACUGUCACUUCUUUCAGCUGAAAAACAUUUCCUUCUGUGGAUGCCAUCCAAAGAACAGCAAGUAUUUUGGACUAAUCACCAAACACCCAGCGCACCAGAGGUUCGCCUGCCACGUGUUCUUCUCAGAGGAACAUGCCCCACAUCUGGCUGCCUCUGUGGGGAAAGCAUUUCAGCAAUUCUACAAAGAACACAUGGAAUAUUCCUGCCCCACAGAAGACAUCUUCCUCGAAUGACCUUUGCUCUGUUGCGUCCUUUUGCACUACUGUAUACACUACUAUAUAAGGUGUUGCAUGAUGGGUUACAAAAAUCUCUUGACAUGUCAUGCUAUAUUGUUAAUGUCUAUUUUAGACAAAGCGUAAAAUUAAAAAGACACAAUAUGUGUUAACAAGGCUGUUGCUGGCUUUGAAUACCCAGAAAAGGCCCAAAGCUAUGCCGACUGUCCGAGGCUGACGUGUCCACCUGGAUUUUAAAAGGCACUACAUAUAUUUUGAGGGCAUUGUAAGUUACUUGAGACCAGUACGAUGCUCUUUAUUCAUCUGUUCGAAGCACAAUGCAGAAUUUAUGCAGAGAAAAUAAAAAUAACUGAAAUAUGUAAACACCGAAACCAUAAAUCAAGGCCCUUUUGUGAUUUUUAUCCAGUAAUGAACCAAAUUUGCAGUGGCCUAAGAUGCAGUUAAAGCUUAGUGUACUGAGUAUAACUCUGAAUCACGACUCACUUACACCGUUGAUUCAAACGCACAUCUAGUUUAAGGCAAUGGGACAUAUGCUAGUAUGCUAGUAAAUGCUAUUUAGCUAGUAUGCUAGCAGCUUUUAUGGCCCUCAGAGUGUCGUUCUGUGUUUCACAGGCAAAAAAACACCAAUAUCUCUUUCUUUUAUCCCCACUGAAUGUUGCUGGAUCUCAUCGUGUUCAAAGUUUAUGUGCUUCAGUACUGAAAUCUGUGGAACUGUACUACGGCCUAAAGUGCAAAGAGGCCAGAUCUCAUUGAUCUGUCGAUUUAAGUAUGUAGCCAUGACAACCAAAUAUUUUUCUUUCCCUUUUUAUGCAGUGUGUCACAUAUAGUGCUUUCUGUAAGUAACAGUGGACACAAUUUCUGUUGUUUUGUCUCCAGUACAUUGGCUAUGAAGCAAAACAGCUAGGUUAGCUUUUUUAAUUCCCUUAUUAUUCAGUAACUACAUGGAAAACGACUCGUGCCAGCUGAGUUUAUUCUAGGUGAAGACUGGAAGCCUAGAACUGCUGGCACAUCCUGCUCCUUCAAAGGGUUGAAGUGCCGAUUCCCGGCUUUAAUUUGAGGGUAUUUGCUAUACUAUAGUGAAAUCAUUAAUAGUCUCUAAACAUGAGCACCAAAGAAUGUCAGUGUCCGUAAAAAAGAAGGUCAUCAUGAGGUUGAAAAAUCAGAAUAAAUCAGAUGUGCCAAAGAACCUGUUUGGCACACUGUUCAGAAGAAUCAGGAACACACUGGUGAGAUUAGCAAAGGACCUAGUAGGCCACAUUAAUGGAUGACUGAAGAACCGUUAUGAAGAACCGUCCAGGAUGUAAUCAAAAACGUGUCAAAGACAACAAUGAAAAAAAAAAACAAAACAAAAGAUGCAGACCACUGGUAACCCUCAAAAUAUUGCUAAAAAGAACAUAAAAGGCCUGUAGAGUUUUGGGGCAGUUUACAGAGAUGGAGAGAAGACGAACUCGUACCUCAGUGAUGGAACGAGGAAAGUGUGGAGAAAUAAAGGAACCAUCUCAUCUGUGAAACACACAGGGCCUGUUCAGCUGUAGUCACCGAUGAUGUCACUGCAACAUUGUGCUUAGUUGCUCACCCAAAAACAUUUUACUGAAGCAACUUCACUCAAUAUAGAUCAAAUCUCCUCAAAGCUGACUUUCUGCACCUUAAAGGGGAAUUCCACCUGUUUUUAA
Molecule: messenger RNA, 4155 nt
Organism: Colossoma macropomum (tambaqui)
Lineage: Eukaryota; Metazoa; Chordata; Actinopteri; Characiformes; Serrasalmidae
Gene: mapk8ip1a
Product: mitogen-activated protein kinase 8 interacting protein 1a
Exons: 12
Coding region: 185-2482 (765 amino acids)
Biological process (GO): regulation of JNK cascade
Cellular component (GO): cytoplasm
Molecular function (GO): protein binding
Source: RefSeq, a predicted model, not a curated record